Messenger RNA from Tupaia belangeri chinensis (Chinese tree shrew), 1676 nucleotides. RefSeq names its product selenoprotein V (gene SELENOV). The transcript is spliced from 9 exons. The record is from RefSeq and is a predicted model, not a curated record. NCBI's taxonomy places the organism in Eukaryota, Metazoa, Chordata, Mammalia, Scandentia, Tupaiidae. Gene Ontology annotation, cellular component: cytosol.
CAUUUUAGAACCCGGGGACGGGGGAGGUUCUCCUAGCCCGCGGAAGGAAGGCAGGGCGGGACUCUACACCCGGGUUACCCGGGUCCACCUGGUCCCCAUGAACAACCAGGCUCGGGCCCCAGCCCCCUCCUCUGGCCGGAUCUCAACUCUAGUCCGGGCUUCGACCCCGGUCCGAACCUCAGCCCCGGUCCGGACCUCGACGCCGGUGCGGACUUCCACCCCGGUCCGGAUCUCGACUCCGACCCCGGUCCCCACCCGGAUUCCGGUCCAUACACCGAUUGCGGCCCGGACUCCGACUCUGGUCCAGACCCUGCCUCCAGCCCAGACUCAGACUCCGGUCCAGGACUCGACCUUUAUCCGGACUUCGACUCCGGUUCAGAUCACGACCCGACUCCACAAACCGACUCCAGUACGGACCACUACCCCGAUCCGGACCACCAUCCCGGUUCGGACCCUGACUCCGGUCCGGGCCCCAGCCCCAGCCCCAGCCCCAGUCCCCCCCAGCUCCAGCUCCAACCUAAGCCUCAGCCCCAACAACUCCACUCUUAUCCGCAUCCUCAUGCCCAUCCGCAUCCGCAUCCCCAUCCCCAUCCGCACGCUCACCCGCACGCGCACCCGCACCCACACCAACUACCGCACCCGCAUCCACAACCGCACUCGCAGCUGCACGGCCACCGGCUUCUCCGCAGCACCUCCAAUUCUGCCUGAAGGGGGCAGCAAUCGGGCCAGACAAGUUUUCUGUAUAUCCUCCAUCACGAUGCAGGAAACGAUUUCAAGUCAAGAAGACUUUAUUUAUGAACCUUUGAAAGGAUCUUAUAGUACGGUGGACCUCCUAGGAGCAAUGAUACUUUUUCCAUGUGGACUACUAUAUAUAUAUAUAUCCUUCCCGAAUCCGACCUUACCUUUGAAUCCGCCGCCAGAACCUGCUUCCGGGGCAGCUUUGUCUCCUAAGGGUUCUGCGCCAGCGCCGAGUCUGAGGCAUGUCCCGUCUGUCACCAACUUAGAUUCAAUCACCAACUUAGAUUCAGCCAGACCCGUCCGAGAGCCCCUUCCCGCACUCACUCCCCCGGCUACGGAUACCCUGGAGCCCGCGCUUGGGCCCACCCCGGGGGCAGACCUCUCAGCCACCGAGUUGACGGAUUCCCCGAUUCCUGGACCUGUGCCGGCGCCCACUCUGGGGACCAUCCCUUCAACCAUCUCCUUACCGGUCUCUGCCACCACCCUCGCCUCCAAUGAGAAUUUCCAAACGGACAGCAGAAUCUUGAUUCGAGUGGUCUACUGUGGCCUCUGAAGCUAUAGCCUUCGGUACAUCCUCCUGAAAAGCAGUCUGGAGCAGCAAUUUCCAAAUCGUCUGCACUUUGAGGAGGACAGAGCUGCCCAAGCUACGGGGGAGUUUGAAGUGUUUGUGGAAGGAAAACUGGUCCAUUCCAAGAAGAAAGGUGAUGGCUUUGUGGAUGAGGCCAGGCUGCGGAAAAUCGUGAGCAUAAUCAAUGAAGAGAUCAAGAAAAGGUAGCAGGCAGCUGGCAGAGCUGGAGGAGCCUCAGCAAGAUGAUGAGAAGGGCUGAAAUGUUGCCAAAUCAGGUCCUUUUCUGAUGGUGGCUGGGCUGGGGUAGGGUUGAGCAGGGUUAAGAGGGAAAUACAUAGACCUUGCCUUCCUGCGUUCUGGUCUGACUGUG